UGUCUUUUUUUCUUUUGUUCUUUUUUUUUGUUUUUAUUUUCUCUCUCUCUCUCUCCGAUCUGCCCGUUUUUGCUUUUCGUUUUAAAAACGGACAACCCUGGUGCACUGAACGUGUGGAAUUUGAUUUCAGAAAUUCUUUGGUGCGAUCAUUUUUUUUUAUUUCGUGCGGGCAAGGUCUCGCAUAAGUUUGGGGACGUUUUAGCCUUGGAUCAUAAUCUAAAUAGGAAAACAAAAAGGAAGGGUUGGAAGGAUUCAAGAGCCAAUUUGCAUUGUGCGACACGAGUGGGGCAAAGAAAAAAACUGCAGUGGAUACAACAUUUGUGUCCCUUUUGUUUUGUUUCGUUCAGCUGUUUUUUAUCCCCAUUUUUUGUACUGGUUUGGUGCUCUUUUUAGUCCAGACAUUUUCCAUCCAUUCUGCAGAACAAUAGCCUUUUUACAAUUUGCACCAUUAUUUGAUUGGCUCUUUUCGAGACCCGAUCUUUCAAUGGAAGACGUUUUCAAACGAAAAAGAACUUGAUUCGCCUGGCCCCCGCGAUCGUUGCCACUGGCAAAGUAAAAAUAAUUCAUAGUCACUUUCUCCGUACCCGUUAGUGUUUGAAAUGACGCAAGUAUAAGCAGAGAGCGAAAAUUCUUUGAGGCAACAAUUUGUCGGUGAAUGUUUCGCAUCGUACGCAAAGUGUGUAGGAAAAAGUGUGACAACGACGUGAUCGUAAAAGAUCCUGCCGUUGGCUGGGUGUUUUGGUUGUGCUGGAACGACGACGGAUCGCCGCCAGUCGUCGGCACUUGGUGCGUGUGCGGCAGUGCCACUUGAGUCGGCACCGAACUGGACGUGACUCGAGCGUCAUCGGUUUUUUCUGCUUCAGCAGGAGAAUCCAAGAAGGACUAGGAGGAGGAGCAGCGGCCAGAAGGUGGGCAGUGGUGGUGUGCGGUGCAUCGCCAGUAUUACAACGACAACUACUGCGACUACAACGACUCGGAUUGCCGGCGGAGUAGUGCGCCAAAAAGGCCCAAAAACCAUCUCCUCUCUCUCGUUCAACUGCUAACGGCUGGCUGGCUGAGCUGGCCGGCUGGUUCGUUAGCUGGCUGGCUUUAGCUAAGCUAGCUAGUCUCUCUCUCUCUCUCUCGUUUGUCUAUACCUCUCUACUACUUCUGCUUCGUUCUUUUCUGCUGUUUCGGCAUUUGACAACGAGACAACCGAGAGGAAACAGAGCGGCUCCUGCCUUGCUGAGAUCGGCUCCUGCCUUUGCUGCUCUGCUCUCUGCUGGAAAUAGAACUGCCGACUGGGGGCCCGCCGGAGUGUAAAUUUAACUCUCUUCGUCCAGCCACACGCAGCCCGACUCCCUUUCUAUCCCCUUUUUCGCUACCUACGCUCGCCCCACCUACUAUUCCGCCCUACUCCUCACCCAACGAAAAACACAGACCGACAGCACAAGGAAAAGUAAGAAACAGUGGAAAGAAAAAAGAAGCAAGAAUUUUGAUCAAAUUCAAGAAGAAGAAAGGAAUAGACCACAAAAGUAGGAAGCCUCUUCUCUGUGUCCCACUCUUCGCCAACUGCAACGAUCCCCCCAUAGUUUUUGCAUCGUUUCUCUCUCCGCCACGGAGCGUUCGACGAAGAAAACGAGGCAAAGUGAAGCUCCCCUUGCUCUCAUCCACGUUCAGGGGCGGUGGUGCCAAUAGGCCGAAAUGCAGUCGAACGUGACGACAGGCGCGGCCAGCGGCAGUACAAUGAGUGGAAUCGGUGGCAGCAUGAGUAGCAGCCCGCAAAAACCGGUGCAAGGUGGCCGGUUCGAUUUCGAUGACGGUGGAAUGUACUGCGGCGGUUGGGAGGAUGGUAAAGCCCACGGACACGGCGUCUGCACUGGCCUCAAAGGCCAAGGGGAAUAUUCCGGCUCCUGGAACUAUGGUUUCGAAGUUUCGGGUGUCUACACCUGGCCAGGAGGGAGCACGUACGAAGGUCACUGGCAGAACGGCAAAAGGCACGGCCUAGGCGUUGAAUCGCGUGGCCGCUGGAUCUAUCGUGGCGAAUGGACGCAAGGAUUCAAGGGCCGUUACGGUGUUCGUCAAUCGCUGACAUCGACAGCCAAGUACGAUGGCACUUGGGCCAACGGACUGCAGGAUGGUUACGGAUCCGAAACGUACGCCGACGGGGGUACCUAUCAAGGCCAAUGGCUGCGCGGAUUGCGUCACGGGUACGGAGUGCGGACAAGCGCCGCAUUUGGAAUGGCGUCGCGAUUCCGACCAAAGAGCGUUCGAUCUUCGAUGACGUCUCUGCGGAGCGGCGACGUCUCAGCUGGUCACCAUCACGGGCAUCAUCACAGCGGCGCCGCUUCGUCAUCCGGAGGUGCCGCUGGCGGUGGAGCCGGUGCCGAUCCGGCAGCCGACCGUGACAAGCGACUCGACGACGGACGAGGGGGUUUCGUUUUAAAAGCGAGAAGUGACGAACCCCCGACCAGACGGCGUUCCUUCUCCGAACGGUCGUCCACCAUCAAAAAGACUUUGUUCCAGGGUCUCCGCCUGAAGAAGCAGCACAGCACGGGCGAGUUGGAGAAGAGAGGAACUUCGGCGUCGAUCCGCUCGACGGGCAGCUCGGCAUCUUGGAUGUCCACCGAGUCGUCGCAGUCGGGCAUGACGGGAGGCUCCCACCACACCGACUCCAACGCCUCUUUCAUCGCAGAGGACGAGCCGCUGGAUGCCAGUGUGACGGAGACGUACAUGGGCGAGUGGAAGAAUGACAAAAGGGCUGGAUUUGGCAUCAGCGAACGAUCCGACGGACUCAAGUACGAGGGCGAAUGGUUCAACAACAAGAAAUACGGUUAUGGCGUCACUACACUCAAGGACGGAACGAAAGAAGAGGGGAAAUACAAGAACAAUGUGCUCAUCACGUCGCAGAAGAAGAAACACCUGUUCCUCAUCAGGUCGGCUAAAUUCCGUGAGAGGAUCGAGGCAGCCGUCAGCGCAGCCCAGCGAGCGUCCAAAAUUGCUCUCCAGAAAGCCGACAUCGCCAUCUCACGGACGUCGACAGCGCGCGGCAAAGCGGAAUUGGCGGAUGUGGCGGCCGUUCACGCUCGUGAAGACGCCGAUUUCGCAGUCAUUAUUGCCAAACAAUUGGCACCUGAUUUCCAACCAAGUGCAGAGACGAUGAGGCCACCGUUGGCAGUCCUGGCGCGUUUGAUACCGCACCAGCUAUCCACAUCCGCUGCUACUGGGCCGGCCGGACCAUCAUCUACGCAAGCAAAAACAGGGCCGAAUUAUUUAAUGCCAAACAAUAUCCAGCACAGUGACGGUUACGGAUACAUGGGCGAUGGUGCAGUCCCUGCCGGAUCGACGAAUGCUGUCCAGCAACCUGUCGCCACCUCCAGAACUGAAGAUUAUGGAGGAGGAGGAGGAGGUUUAAUGCCCUCCAUGGGCCUGACCGGUGGAGGAAGCGGAGGAGGAACGAGCGAACUCAGCCGCCGUCCCAGCGUCGCCAUCGGUGGCGUUCGCAGUCCGAGCAAUUUCCAAAACAAAAUGGAAUUGGAUCACAGUUUGGUAGCCAUGAAUAGCUAUUCCUCACCGAACAACAGCCGUUCUCCAGCUGGUGUGAUCCCCAGUGGAUUCGGCGGCCCUAGCAAUUACAGCAAUAACAUCAACAACAAUAAUAUCAAUAGCAGUCACAGCCUUCUGGCCAGGAAGAAUAGCCAGGAUCAAUUCGGUCUUCGAGCCAGUCUGCCUGUUCCAUCGCAACAACAGCUUCAGCAACAACAGCUCCAGCAACAACAGCUCCAGCAACAACAGCAGCAGUAUAGCAGUUCCAGUUACAAUCAGGCCAGCAACUAUGACGGUGGUGGCCCGUACUCGAGCAGUGGGGACGAAAUGAGAGGGGAAAUGGGUUUAGCAGGGCACGGGCAGCUUGAGCGCGGGCGCUCUUCUCUGCGACGAGGACCAGCCCUGUCCGGCAGUAGUUUCGGCGGUGGUGUUGGCGGUGGCUACGUCCAGGAGUCAAACAAUCCGUCGUACAACUUCCAGCAGGCCAUGAACGAUCAUUUCGAUCAUUACAAACGGCCGCCUAGUCGUGAUCGCAGUCGUGAUCCAUCCAUGGACCGUUUCAGCCGGUCGUCCAGGCAGAGUUCGAUCGCGUUGACACGUCAGGAAUCGUCCCUGAUGGGCAGCCGUGGUCCUAGUCCGGCUCCUACGCCCAGUCAGAUGGUCUUCCGAUCUAACUCCAGACAGCGGCCUCCUCUUCUCAGCAGUAGCCCGACGCCUUCAUCGCUCAGCAGUCGGUUCCAUCAAGACAGCGCCGAUGGUGCUGGUCACGCUAACCAGCCCAGCAGCGGAAGCCUCCAGCGUCGAAUGGCCACGCCGAUUAGAGAAACGUCCACAAGUCCAGGCAAUGGAAGUGUACCAGGAUUUGGAGGAGGCAACGGACUACCGGGCAACAUCAUCGAGGAUAUGCUGCUUAGACAAAGGCUCGGCCAGGAAAUUCCUCACGACGGUGGGGGCACGAUAAAACGGACCGAGUCGCUUUACAUCUCGCCGGCCCGCAAAAAAGAAAUGGUGGCCCCGGCUCCGGUGCCGAAAAGGAAGAAAAGUCUGCCGGGUGCAGCUGACGCUCCGGCGGCGAUCCUGAGCCGAGAAGAGGCCUCGGUUCUCAGCUCGCAAAGACGAGAAGAAGUGCGACGCCAAGUCGAGGAAGCAGAACGCUACAGAGCAAAUCCUUUGCUCUAUUUCUGUAGCCCGCAAGUCAAGGGUUGGUUGGCCCGCCAGCAAUUGACAAUUUUCAUCUUGAUCAUCAAUCUUUCACUUGCAUACCUCUUCUUCAAGCUACUGACAUAGCAACAAUGAAACAAUAGGUGACAUGUUUUGUUCGUUUUUUUUUUUUGGUUUUUAUUAAUUGGAAUAGCUGCUGCUCAAACCGAUCCAAGUUUGACGCAGCAAAAAAAAAAAAAUUGGGUUUUUUUUUUUUUUCGGAUGAGGAGAGAAAUUAAAGUGAUUCUUUGAAAAACGUUUGAGUGAACUUGAUUGCCUUGAAUUAGUUAUGAUGCUGUUUUUUUUUGUUUCAAUGCCCCAACCUUUUUCGUCUCUUGUUUCAGCCCUUUUUGAUCACUGACAUGUCCAUAAACUGUAAAAAAAAAUAAUAAUUUGAAACUGUGGGAGUCCUCUAAUCUAAAAGCUUCUCCGCAUACCACGAGAACUUUUUUUUGCGCGCACUAGAAUCGAAUAAAAAAAAUGUAUGUAUUAUUACUCAGCAGGACAACGAUUAGUCAUUGGUCUUUUUGGAGUGGAGACUUCAAGCAAAGGAUUGUAAUUACUGGAUUUUCAUUGAAGGAAAGAGCCAAGGACGACGAUCUAUUUUAUUUUUUUUUAGUUGAAAGGUGGCACUUUCCACAAGCAGUGUAACUGAUGCAAACGAAUUGACAACUCGAAAAUUGCGAGGAUUUGUCUUCGUACACAUUUUUAGUUGAUUUCCGUUUCCUUGUUACUUUGUUUUUGAAAAGAAAAAAGAAAAGCUUCUCGUCGUACGCUGGCUAAAGCGAUUGAAUUUCCCGACCAUCAGAUGGCACUGCAUUAUUUGAAUUUGGAACGCUAAAUUUUAGAAAAAUUCUUUUUUUGUUUUUGUAAAGAAGAAAAUGUUCUAAAUUACUAUUGAAUUUUUUCAAGUCGCGCCACACAAGUCCAAGGGUUAGUGCCUUUUUUUUUUUUUUCAAAUCUUCACGUACAUCAUUUUUUCUGUCUAGUCCAUUUGCUCUUCCUUCUUAAUGAAGUCAAUUUCGGUCAUCGAGUGAUCGAUUGAAACUACGCGUUUAAAGUAUUUUUUUGAGAAAAAGAAACACACGUACACGUUACGUGGUCAGCAAAGAGUAGACGAGCUACGACCGCCGGUCGAUUCCUUUUCACACUUUGUUUUAAUAACGACAUGAAUAAAGCCCAUGACAAAAAAAAAAAGCCCACAAUUUCAUUGUAUGAAAAAUAUUUUGUAAUCACGCUGAGACCCUUCCCUUUUGGUCUUCUCUCCUGUUUUUAGUUUGAAGUUUUGUCUUCUGUAUUCAGUCCUUUGUGAUUUUCAUGCCAGUUUUACUUCCUUCCCUUUUUAUUAUUUUUUUUUUCUCAACUCAAUGCCGAUGACAUCAAAUCGAACAUUUGUAUACGAAACCCAAUGAUUGGCUUUCACAUGUAUCACGCACGGAAAUUUGCAAAUCCCCUCCCCCACCCCGAACUUGGUCCUCCUCCUCUUCGUUGAACAGUCUGUUUGGAUAUCUCGUAUAAACUUUGUCAUCAAUAGUUAUUACUCUUUUCUUGUUUUUUCAAGCUUUACAUGAUCGGAAGUUGUUUGUUUUCAAUUUUUAUUUAUUAUUAUUAUUUUUUAAAAAACCCAAAUAGCCCAUGCAUUGUCACUUUUAUGAUGAAUAUUAUCGCUCUCUUCCUUUUCCGCACCUGUGAACCACCCCUUCCUUUUUUGUUGUUCUGUUUUCCUCCGUCUCAGCCGUUCACACAAUUUCAUUCUUACUCGGUAGCUGGAUCCCUCUCUUUUUGUUACCCAUUUUGUUCUAGCUCCAGAUCCACCUCCACACAUAUACAUAUAACUCAAUUUGUUAGACAAGAAGAAAGAGAAAAAGGGUAAAAUAAGAAAACGAGCGAGAACGAAGAGGAGAAGAUGUGAAUACAAAUUUGUGAGAUAAUAA
Daphnia magna is the source of this 6659-nucleotide messenger RNA. Its product is annotated as junctophilin-2. Gene Ontology annotation, cellular component: junctional membrane complex; endoplasmic reticulum membrane; plasma membrane. Bases 1684 to 4812 code for a protein of 1042 amino acids. The record is from RefSeq and is a predicted model, not a curated record. NCBI's taxonomy places the organism in Eukaryota, Metazoa, Arthropoda, Branchiopoda, Diplostraca, Daphniidae. The transcript has 11 exons.